This is a messenger RNA of Sinocyclocheilus anshuiensis, 1836 nucleotides long. It is a transcript of the gene cyp4v2a, whose product is annotated as cytochrome P450, family 4, subfamily V, member 2a. The coding region runs from base 59 to 1594 and encodes 511 amino acids. Gene Ontology annotation, molecular function: iron ion binding; monooxygenase activity; oxidoreductase activity, acting on paired donors, with incorporation or reduction of molecular oxygen. The transcript has 11 exons. The record is from RefSeq and is a predicted model, not a curated record. NCBI's taxonomy places the organism in Eukaryota, Metazoa, Chordata, Actinopteri, Cypriniformes, Cyprinidae.
UGAAACACUGGGAAGCUCAUAGAGACACACACGCAUCGCCGUGCCUCUCAGUGGCAAGAUGUUCCCACUCGUCGGUGUGUAUACUUUUGGGUUCGUAGCCGCGACGGUUUGUGUUAUUCUUUUGACAUAUAUCACCUACCAGCUGCUGAAAGACUACCUGCACAACUGGAAAGAACUGAAGCCAGUGCCGGGCAUUGGAAACACAUAUCCAUUCAUCGGGGACGCGCUGCAGUUUAAAUCGAACGCGGGAGAAUUCUUUUGUCAGGUGGUUGGCUACACAAAAGAAUUCUGGGAUUCUCCUCUGUUUAAAUUAUGGAUUGGACCUGUCCCAUUUCUCAUCUUAUACCAUGCUGAGACUAUCGAGACAGUGCUGAAUAACCCUGUUCACAUGGACAAGGCUUAUGCAUACAAAUUUCUGCACCCCUGGCUGGGAACAGGACUACUCACAAGUACCGGGGAUAAAUGGAGACGCAGACGUAAGAUGUUGACCCCAACAUUUCAUUUCUCUAUACUAACUGAGUUCCUGGAGGUGAUGAAUGAACAGGCAGAGGUGCUCAUAGAGAAACUUGCGAAACACGCUGGAAAAGGCUCUUUCAACUGCUUUAACUACAUCACUCUCUGUGCCCUAGAUAUCAUCUGUGAGACUGCCAUGGGAAAGAAGAUCUAUGCACAGAGCAACCAUGACUCUGAGUAUGUGCGCAGUGUGUACAGAAUGAGUGACAUCAUCACCAGGCGCCAGAGGAUGCCCUGGUACUGGCCUGAUUUUGUAUAUAACUAUUUUGGUGAAGGCAGAGAACACAACCGUAGUCUGAAAGUCCUUCACUCCUUCACAGAGAGUGUAAUUAACGAGAGGGCAGAGUACAUUACCUACAUUGAGUCUGACAGUGAAUCAGAUCAGGGGAUGAGGAAAAGACGGGCGUUCUUGGACAUGCUGUUAAAAACAACAGAUGAGGAUGGGAAAAAGUUAACUCACGAAGAUAUCCAGGAGGAAGUGGACACCUUUAUGUUUGAGGGUCAUGACACUACAGCGGCUGCCAUGAACUGGGCCAUACACUUGUUAGGCUCCCAUCCUGAAGUCCAAAGGAAGGCACAACAAGAACUAUUUGAGGUUUUUGGCGAGUCGGAGAGGCCAAUUAACACAGAGGAUCUAAAGAAACUGCGUUAUCUGGAGUGUGUGAUAAAGGAGUCUCUGCGUCUCUUUCCUUCUGUUCCGUUUUUUGCCCGAGCCAUCUGUGAGGAUACACAGAUCAAUGGCUAUAAAGUUCCUAAAGGAGCAAAUGUCAUCGUCAUAACCUAUGCCCUUCACCGUGACCCUCGCUUCUUCCCUGACCCUGAAGAGUUCCGUCCUGAGCGUUUCCUGCCAGAGAACUGCGUCGGUCGACAUCCUUAUGCCUACAUUCCAUUCUCUGCUGGCCUUCGCAACUGCAUUGGUCAGCGUUUUGCUAUAAUGGAGGAAAAGGUUAUUCUGGCUUCUAUUCUGCGCUACUUUAACAUAGUGGCAUGUCAGAAGAGGGAGGAACUCCGGCCACUGGGCGAACUGGUACUGCGACCAGAGCAAGGCAUCUGGAUCACGUUGGAGCGCAGAAAGCACUAGCACACACACAUAGUCAAUAUAAGAAUUAAUUCAUGAUGGCAAUAUUGUGUAGUGAAUGACACAAACCUUAAUGUAACAUAAAGCCCAACACCUGAACCCCUAACCAUGAUUGUUCUACAAUCUACAUUUUUGUAUGAUAUCCACCUCAAGCUAUUUUCUUUGAAUGUGCAAGAUUUCUGAUUCAUUGGACACUAAAUGUGAAUAACUAGGAGAAUAGCAAAGUGCAGUAAACAGUAAAACUA